AUGACAACUCCUACGGUACCAGGUUCGGUGGGCAACCAGCAGCCGCAGAGCAUGACCGAGGCCAUUAUGCAGAUUUUGUCCAACCAGCAAAGUCUCAUGACGAAAAUGUCAGAACAAUUGGUCUCCACUCAGCAGACGAUCCAAAGUCUGUCACGUGACGAAGUCGUCUUGGAUUCGCUUUCCAGUAAUAUGGCCGAGUUCACGUACGACAAAGAAGGCGGACAUACUUUCGAUGCUUGGUUUUCGCGAUACAUCGAUCUUUUUGAUCGCGAUGCUUCCAAGCUAGACGACGCAGCAAAAGUACGACUCCUUCUGAGGAAGUUGAGUCCCCCCGACCAUGAGCGGUAUAGCAGUUUCAUACUACCCAAGCUCGCUCGGGAUUUUUCAUUCGCGGAGACGAUGGAAAAGCUGAAAUCUUUGUUUGGAGCCUCUAUCUCUUCGUUCCGGAGGCGCUACAAUUGCCUGCAGACUUCAAAAGAGGAGAGUGAAGAUUAUUUGGCAUAUUCCUGCCGUGUGAAUAAAGCUUGUGUUGAUUUCAAGCUAACCGAAUUACAAGAAGAACAAUUCAAGUGUCUUAUUUUUGUGUGUGGCUUGAAAUCAACCGUUGACACUGAGAUCCGUAUGAGGCUUAUUAAUAAACUGAACGAAAAUGUAAACUUAACGUUACAACAAGUUGUCGAACAGUGCAACAGCCUAGUGAACCUCAGACAAGAUACGGUCUUAGUGGAAACGGCUCCAGCAGUGAAAGUGGUGGCCCAGAAAAAGUGGCCGAAAAAGCAAAACCAGCACCCGAAGAACAACAAUAAUGUGCAUCCAAGAACUCCGUGCUGGUCUUGCGGGGGCAUGCACUAUCACAAAGACUGUCGCUUUCGUGAGCACAAGUGCAAACAGUGUGGAAAAAUGGGACACCGCGAAGGAUAUUACACAGGCUCGGACAUCUCAAUCAUCUCCCACCGAUCCUGGAUCAAAAUUGGCCGUCCGAAGAUCCAGCAAGCAGAUUGCAGUGCCAAAACAGCGUCCGGAGAGGAGCUCAAUCUGGUAUCACAGAUCCAGUGCCAGAUCACAGUCAACGGAACCACCAAGGGCGGUCGGUGUUACAUCGCUCCGUCUAACGUCAACCUCGAUAUUUUCGGCAUCGACUGGCUUGACUUGUUUGGGUUGUGGGACAAUCCGAUCAGCACUCUCUGCAACAAGGUCGACGUUCAGCCAUCUCAGAGCUUGGCUACCCUGCGAACACGGUUCCCUAACGUUUUCACGGACAAGAUGGGCCUGUGCAACAAAUCUCCAGUCCAUCUAGUGCUCAAGGGUGAUCCAAAGCCGGUAUUCCGACCGAAACGCCCGGUCGCUUAUAGUAUGGAGAGUGUCGUCGAAGAGGAACUCCAUCGGCUCGAGAAAUUGGGAAUCAUCAAGCACGUCGAUUUUUCCGAUUGGGCAGCACCAAUUGUCGCCGUACGGAAGCCGAAUGGAACCGUGCGGAUCUGCGCGGAUUUCUCGACCGGCCUCAACAGCGUUCUCGAACCGAAUCACUACCCGUUGCCUCUUCCGGACGACAUUUUUGCGAGAAUGGUUGGCUGUCGGAUUUUCAGCCACAUCGACUUAUCCGACGCUUACCUGCAGGUUCCGGUGGACGAGGCAAGCCAACAGCUACUCACCAUCAACACGCACAAGGGCUUAUUCCGGUACACAAGGCUCUCGCCAGGCAUCCGGUCCGCCCCUGGUGCCUUUCAGCAGCUGGUUGAGACAAUGCUAGCAGGCCUAGCAUCUACAUCCGGGUACCUCGACGACAUUCUGGUGGGUGGCAGGAACGAGGAAGAACAUCAGCGCAACCUGUUCUUGUUCCUACAGCGAUUGGAAGAAUUCGGGUUUACCGUCCGAAUCGAGAAGUGCAGUUUUUACAUGCCACAGGUUAAGUACUUGGGCCAAAUUCUUGACGGCAACGGUAUCCGGCCUGACCCAGCAAAAAUCGCUCCCAUCGUCAACAUGCCACCCCCGCACGACGUUCCAUCGCUGCGCUCCUAUUUGGGUGCGGUAAAUUAUUAUGGGAAAUAUGUGAAGGAGAUGCGUGCCCUACGGUACCCCAUGGACCAACUGCUCAAAACUGGUGUCAAGUUCGAAUGGUCCAAAGCUUGCCAAACCUCCUUCGACAAGUUUCGGGAAGUUCUGCAGUCACCCUUGCUUCUGACACAUUUCAAUCCGAAGCUAGACAUAAUUGUGUCCGCCGACGCCUCCAAUGUUGGCAUUGGCGCUCGCAUCGCUCAUCGCUUCCCUGACGGCAACGUUAAGGCAAUUUGUCACGUUUCUCGUGGCCUCACCCCGGCCGAAAGCAAUUAUAGCCAAAUUGAAAAGGAGGGCCUGGCUUUAAUUUUCGCGGUCACACGGUUCCACCGGAUGAUUUACGGUCGUCGCUUCAUCCUGGAAACCGAUCAUAAGCCGCUCCUUUCCAUCUUCGGAUCCAAGCAAGGCAUCCCCGUCUACACAGCUAACCGGCUACAAAGAUGGGCCUUGACUUUAUUACUCUACGAUUUUGAAAUACGCUAUGUGUCAACAGAUUCCUUCGGCCACGCCGACAUAUUAUCACGGCUUAUCAAUCGACACGUCCGGCCAGAAGAGGAAUAUGUUAUUGCAAGCCUUGAGCUCGAACAAAUGGUAAGAACUGUUGUCCAUCAAUCGCUUUCGAAUUUCCCACUUUCGUUUAAGGUGAUCCAAUCUGAAACUGGAAAAGACAACACUCUUCAGCAAGUCAUUCGGUUCAUCCAGUCCGGAUGGCCCCCGAAACAAUCAAGUAUCUCCGACGGAAAACUUCAACAGUUUUUCCAGCGACGUGAAGGUCUCUCUGUCGUCGCUGGUUGUGUGAUGUAUGGAGAACGACUGACCAUCCCGACCGGAAACCAAAAACGAGUGCUGCAACAGUUACAUAAAGGGCAUCCGGGGAUCGAGCGAAUGCGCUCCGUGGCUCGCCAAUAUGUCUAUUGGCCAAACAUCGACGAAGACAUCGCCAAACUCGUUCGGGCAUGCCAUGAGUGCGCUAGUGUUGCCAAAACAGACCGGAAAACCGACCUCGAAUCCUGGCCAACUCCGGAAAAGCCAUGGCAGAGGCUUCAUCUCGAUUGCGCUGGUCCAGUUGACGGGUACUACUACCUCGUACUUGUCGACUCUUACUCGAAGUGGCCAGAAAUCGUUCGUACCAAGGAAAUUACCACAACAGCUACACUGCGGAUGCUCCGCGGAAUUUUCGCCAGAUUUGGGGUCCCGGAAACGCUUGUGUCCGAUAACGGCACACAAUUUACCAGCUAUCAGUUUGAGCGUUUUUGUGACACAAAUGCCAUUAUGCACCUAAAGACCGCACCGUUUCAUCCACAGUCAAACGGCCUUGCCGAGAGAUUCGUAGACACUUUUAAAAGAUCUCUCAAGAAAAUUAUCGCCGGGGGAGAGGCACUAGACGAAGCAAUUGACACGUUUUUAUUGUGCUAUCGUUCAACACCAUGCAGGAGUGCACCGAGUGGGAAAUCGCCUGGAGAACUUCUACUGGGCCGACCAAUGCGAACCAGCCUGGAUUUGCUUCGACCACCGUCCGAGGUCCACAAAGAAGGAACAACCAGCCAAGAAGAUCAGUUCAACAAAGAACAUGGUACCAAAGCGAGGAACUACAGCAUCCAAAGUCUCGUUUGGGCCAAGGUGUACCGCAACAACGAUUGGACCUGGGAAGCCGGUGUCGUCCUGGAACGCUUGGGGAAAGUCAUGUAUAACGUGUGGCUUCUCUCUAAGAAAUCUCUUAUUCGUUCUCACUGCAACCAAAUGAGAACCCGACAUGAUUCCGAAGAUGAUCAACAAUCAACAACAACACCUGUAGCUCCUCAAGUUCCGCUGAGUAUUCUCCUAGACAGUUGGGGCUUGAGUGAGCCAGCACCGGAAACGGGGGUAGAGCCUACAGGGCUAGGACAACGCCAGACAGAUACGCAGCCGCAGGCUCCCCGCCGACGUACACCAAUACAUCCAGCACCACCGGUUCCUACUCGCACAUCUUCGCGGGUUCGAAGACCACCUGUGAGAUAUGAGCCGUACCAGCUUUUCUAA
Molecule: messenger RNA, 4074 nt
Organism: Uranotaenia lowii
Lineage: Eukaryota; Metazoa; Arthropoda; Insecta; Diptera; Culicidae
Exons: 2
Coding region: 1-4074 (1357 amino acids)
Biological process (GO): DNA integration
Molecular function (GO): nucleic acid binding
Source: RefSeq, a predicted model, not a curated record